Messenger RNA from Eriocheir sinensis (Chinese mitten crab), 6849 nucleotides. RefSeq names its product E3 ubiquitin-protein ligase RBBP6-like (gene snama). The transcript is spliced from 20 exons. Lineage: Eukaryota; Metazoa; Arthropoda; Malacostraca; Decapoda; Varunidae. The record is from RefSeq and is a predicted model, not a curated record. Gene Ontology annotation, biological process: ubiquitin-dependent protein catabolic process; mRNA processing; protein ubiquitination. Gene Ontology annotation, molecular function: ubiquitin protein ligase activity; nucleic acid binding; zinc ion binding. Gene Ontology annotation, cellular component: nucleus. The coding region runs from base 178 to 6405 and encodes 2075 amino acids.
CCAACGGGUCACCUGUCCAGCAAGAGCAAGAGCAAGAGCUGGCAAGUUGAAGUGGCAACACUGGAGAGCGUAGUAGAGCAGCGCCGCCGCCAUCUUGUGCCGCAGCUGUGUUAGCGACGGUGUUUUCCCUGCCCCGAGGCUCAUGUCGCCCAGGCCAUCGCCGUAAGAAGGAGGAAGAUGUCUGUGCACUACAAGUUUAAGUCGGCGGUGGAGUAUGACACUCUGCCUGUGGACGGCGUGAGCAUCAGCCUUGAGGACCUGAAGGAGGCCAUCAUCCAGCAGAAGAGGCUGGGGCGUGGGCAGCCUUAUGAUCUGCAGAUCACCAAUGCUGAGACCAAGGAAGUGUACACCAAUGACAAGACCCUGAUUCCUAAGAACUCAUCCCUCAUCGUCGCCAGAGUGCCCAUCGACCCUGCCCAGAUGAAGAAACCAUGGGACAACAAGGAAUCAACUGCUCUGCUUCUUUCCAACCCGUCAAACUUGAUGAACACAGAAGAUGCUGCUGAGGCUGCCCAAGUUGACAGAAAAAUCAAGGAGCUGACGGAUCUGACUCGCAUGGAUGGCAGUGAGGAUGACAAGAUCAGUGCCAUGGUGGCUCAGUCGACCAUGGCCUACCACCCUUCAAAGUACUUGAAGCUUCGAGUCAGCAAGACGAUGGGUACCGUGCCUCUGGACUACAAGUGCUACAAGUGUCACCAGAGUGGCCAUUGGGUCAACAUGUGCCCUCUCAAUCAUCAAGACCUGCGCAAGAGUACCGGCAUCCCAUCAAAGUUCCUGGUGGAGGUCAGUGACCCCAGCAUCCCAGGUGUCAUGAUCAACUCCUCCGGCAAAUUUGUUCGCCUGCUCGACAUGGAGGUGGCGUCUCAGGAGAAGGUGCAGCCGCCCCCAGACAGGCCUCCCCCACCCCAGGAGAUAGUGUGUCUGCUGUGCAAAGAGCUCCUCAGGGAUGCUGUGCUCAUCUCUUGUUGUGCUGCUGCUUUCUGUGAUGACUGUAUUCGAAGUCAUCUGGUGGAUUCCGAGGAGAUGCGAUGCCCCACGUGUCACAGUGAAGGCAUCAGCCCAGACACCCUGAUCCCUAACCGCUACCUCCGCAUCAAGACCAAGGCCUAUGCCUGUGGAUGGCUGGGUGUUGAAAAGCGACCUGAGAAGAAUACCUCCGAGGCCCUUUCGUCCUUCCCUCCAUACAUGGUGAACCUCAACACACCGACCCCUCCCAGAAGCCCCCUGCGGUCUGUCAGCCCUGCCACCUCAUCCAGUCAGGCUGAGCAGCUCCAGCCAUCUUGUGCACAGCAACCAGGCACCCCUAGAACUGCUUCUCCUGACAACCUGAAGGAGAAUGGUAAUGUGGACUCGGACAAAGAAAAUACAGUGCUGGAGCCUGGCGAUUUUGAAGAAGAGUCUAUUGAUGUGAGCAGAGAGAUGGAGGAAUCAGCAGAGACACAAAAGGAAAGUGUAGAGGAGGGAGAACCUUACCCAGAGGAUGCAGAAGGGCUCAUGCAAGAACAGCAUCACAUGUCACUGCCCGAACCUCUUAUGUCCGAGCCUGUUGUGGAAACAGAUGUCAAACAACGGAAGGGUAAGAAGAAGAAGAAGCGGAAAGCAAGCCGUCACGAGUCUGAGGAGGAGAGGGAAGGGAAGGAAGGACGAAGGAAAAAAGACCGACGACACUCACACAAGAGCCAAGAAGGAAAGCUUAGUGGCAGCAGCGGUGGGGAAAAGGAGUUGCUUCACGACGUACAUUCAACACUGGAUUCUGAGGUGAAGGGAGAAGCUGUUGAGGGAGGAGCCAUGGAAGUCAAAGAUGCUUGGGGUUCUGAGAAGGCAGAGCAGGAUCCCCAUAGGAGUAGAAGCAGGAGCAGGAGCAUUGACAGAGACAGAGACAGAGACAGAGACAGAGACAGGGACAGAGACAGGGGUCGGGACAGAAGGGAGACGGAAGUGCCUACAAAUCGCUAUGAUGUCCUGCAGUUUGACCCGCGAGUGCCUCCCCCAACGACCUUCAUUCAGUCACCCCCGAAAGACCCGUUCUACCAAGUACCUCCCUUUGUGUCAACAGCAUCAGUCAGCCACACGGUUCCCCUGGCUCCAGCUACCAGCUCACAGUAUCCCAUCUACACCCCGGGCGGCACAUUCGGCUCAGCACAGCCCCAUCCCAGCACAUCCUCCCUGGCAUCUGUUAGAGAGGCACCUCAUCCUCCUCCUCCAGCCUCCCGCCUCCCCACAGGGUCACCAGACCUCUCAGUCCCUCCUCCUUCGUACAUCAAGCCCCCAGGAGCGUACACAGCGCCUCAUGUGAUGCCUUUUGAGCCCAUCGAUGACCCUCUCACUCUCUUCAACAAACAUCUGCAAGAGAAAGACGAGCAGCGGGCACGCAGGGCACGCAAGAGCCGGUCCCGGUCUCCUCAUUCCCGGUCACCUCUCCACCGCUACCACCCAAGAGGCCGGUCUUCACGUCGGUCCUGGACUCGGUCAAGGUCUCGCUCCCCGUCAAGGUCUGUCUCCAGAGGUCGCCUGGGUGGUGGUGGCACUCGGUCGCCACGCUCGCCCAUCCGGCACCGCUGGAGUCGGUCACCUCAACCCCGCGGCCACAGCUCCUACCACUCCCAGCGGUCACCCUCAUUCAAUAGAGAACGCUCCCCGUCUAACCACUCCCUUUCUCUAAGCAGGAGCCCAAGCCCCAGCCAGCGUAUCAAGUCUCCCCUGCAGGUGCGGCCAUUGUCGUCACUGCCGCCACGCUCGCCCGCGAGGCCCCAUGUGGAGUAUGGCGGCCCAAGGGAGUUUGACAGGUUUGCCCCAUCCUCUCAUCCGCCCGAGGAAUACUCAUCCUAUCCUCCACCUGGGGCAUCAUGGGACCCACACUCGUGGUACAACCAGUCGUCACACAAGAACUUCCACGGGGACUUGAGCGAUGGACAGGGGAGGGCCAAUCGAGGGCAGCGCGGAAGGGAGAGGGGCGGCAUGCGACAAGGCGACUUUGGGUACGACCAGCACAGUCAGGAGGGUCGGUACCCUUAUGACAGGCCCCAGCCCCAUGUUGAACCUCAGAGGGGGCUGAUGGGAGCUGCCCCACACUGGGAGAGAGACUCAUUUGACUAUGACAAGGAUAAACCAUGGAUGGAUAGAGGUGCAAGGCUACCACUGGAGCCUGAACGGAGGUACUAUGGUGAAAUGCACAAACUUCCUUGGGAGUUUGACGAUCCAAGGGGAAGGCGAGAGUGCUUGGAUAACAUCCGAAGACAUGGUGAGCCAUCAGGGCAUAAGGGCCUCGAGGAUGAAUGGUCAAGGUAUCCUAACGUGGAGCGGAAGAAAUUUGAGGAGGAAGAGGCAAGGCGGAGAAACUUCCGAUCACAUGGGGACUUUGACAAUCCUAACAGACCUGACACGGACCCCUUUGACGACUUCAAACGCUUCCCCCAGCAGCGAAAAGAUGACGGGAGGAGAGAUGAAGGUCUGAGAAAAGAUUCCGAGUUACGCAGGAACCCAGAGCCCCAUAGGAAAGAUGUAGAAGCCAGGCUUGGGCGCCUUGAAGGAAAACGGGUGGAUGAGUGGGACGUGAAGUCUAAAGCAAGUUCACGCCACAGGGAGCUCCAGGAAGAGUCCAUUGCAUACCAUUGUAAGUCCCACGACUCCCCCAGCAAGAACUUCAACAAGUCGCCAAUGAGGGACCGGAAGGACAAGGACCCAGAGAGGAAGGAAAAGGAUGUGGAGAAGAGGGAGAAAGAUGGAGACCGGAGGGAAAAGGAAGGAGAUAGGAGGGAGAAGGAUAUGGACAGAAGAGAAAAAGAAGGAGAAAGAGAUAAGGACAGUGACAAGAGGGAAAAGGAUGUGGAGAGAAGAGAGAAAGAUGCAGACAGACGAGACAAAUUCAGCGACAGACGGGAUAAAGAGUCUGACAGACGGGACAAAGAUAUGGAGAAGCGAGAUAAGGAAAUGGACAGGAGAGACAAAGAUGGAAAAGAGAGGGACUUAGACAGAAAAGACAUCCACAAAAGAGACAGAGAGGGUGGAGAUGGUGGGAGAAAGGACUCUUACCGAAGAGAGAGAGAUGCCAGCGAUCGGAGAGACAAAGAAAGUGACAGGAAAUCCCGGGAUGUUGAUAGAAGAGAUCGGGACGGAGAGAAGAGAGAUAGAGACCUGGAUAGGAGGGAUAGAGAUUCACAGAAGAGAGACCAUGAGAGGAAAGAAAAGGGUGAUGGCGACAGAUACACAAAAGACGAUGCCAGGAAAGAGAGAGAGAGCCGGAGGGAAAGGGACGGGGAGAGAACCCGUACCUCCAGGUGGGAGAGAUCAGAUGCCAAGGCUGAUAGAGAGAAGGAGAUGGAGAAGAUAAGAAGUGACAAGUCUAAAGAUGGCAUCCAAGGGAAGGAGAGCAGAGGAAAAAGCAAUGAAAAGGAAGAGAAGCGCAAAACCCGGCAGAAAGAAGAGAGGCUAGAUGGCCAGAGCCACAAGAGCAAUAGCCGAGACACUAAAGAGGAGGAUGGAAAGCUGGAAAAAAGGAAGCACGAACGCAAGAAGAAGAAGAAGGAGAAGCGAAGGGCAUCUCAAGCCUCCACUGAACUUAGCCAAGCUGAACUCUCAGGAGAUGAGGUGGAGGACAAGAAGAGAAGGAAGAAGAAGGAGAAGAAGAAGAAGCUUAGGGGUGAUGCAAAGAAAGAUUCCGAAGAGACAGCUAAACCUCCAGAAGAAGGAAACAGUCAGACAGAUACGGACCCUGUUGAUGCAUCAUUCACACAAGAGUUAGAACCUACAGAGCUUACCAUGCAGAACCCUGGCACAACCUUGUCUGAACCCGAGGUGCCAGAGAGUAACACAACGCCAGAAAAGAUGUUCCCACCUGUCCCUCUGCCCCAGCUGUCAAAAUGGGAGAGAGAUGAGGAUGCUUCCCACAGCCCCAGCAGCAGCACGGUGGCAGAAAACACCGAGCCGGAGGAGGAGCGAAAGGUAACUGUGGACAUCUUGAAGAGAGCCGAAAACGCCUUGUUCUCAGGACGAGGUUUGGUGUCUCGUAAGGUGUUCCUUGAUACUCAGAAGCAGCGAGAUGAUGAACGGAGUCCCACGCCAGACUGGGACCGCUCAGAACUACGCGAGGCCAAGAGGAGAGGUCCGUCCAUACAGAUAACAAUUUCCUCAAAAACAGAGUCUCAGAUAGGACGGCCCCGAGCAGGGAGGAUCGAAGUAUCGAGUCCAGAGAGGCAAGAUGAGCAGACAGGACGACCCCGAGCAGGGAGGGUUGAAGCAACUAGUCCAGAGAGGCAGGAAGAGAGAAAGUCAACAUCUAGGCUGAAGUGUCUCCCUGAUGAACCAAUGCCUGAGAGAAACUCAAAAGAAGACAAGGAGGUUCCUAGUACUUCUGAUUCUGACUUAACCAAAAGCCGAAAGAAGACUGAGAAGGAGGAUGCAUCACGCCCCGAACCUGGAAGAAAUGAAAGCAGCGAACCACAACCAGUCAUAGAAGAGGAUUCAACUCCAUCAGUUCUUGAGGAUCUAACUAAGGCAGAUACAGAACCAAAUGAAAGCAUUCAGCCUCAUGUUUCUACAGAGCCUCCAGAAAGUGUGAACAUGGAUGGAGAGCCAAAGGGACUGAAGAGAGAACUAUCAAUGGAAGAAUUUAUGGAAACCAAGAGACUAAAGGGAAAUGAAGAGGCAGCUGUGAAUAGUGAUGAGACCGUUGCAAGACCAGAUGACCAAAUUGUGAGUGGAGCAAAUAAUGAAAGUAUCGGCAAUGAAAGUGAGUCACUCAUAACAGAACCAGACAAUGACUUAAAAAGCUCUGCACCAUUAACUUCUCCACCUCAACCUUCCAUAGAAGAUAAUAUAGAGUUGUCUGCAGCAGAUACAAUCAAGCCAGAUGAAGGAUCUGAAGGGAGGCAGAAUGUUGUCGCCGGCAUGCAAACUCCAGAUGGUGAGGGGACAGAUGACAUGGAAGCAUCUGACUUUGACCCACACAGUAAUAUCUCUAGAGAGGAAGAGGAUGCAGAAGAGCAAGUGAAAGAGGAGGAGCAGAGGGCAGAAGGAGAGAAGGAUGUGGAGACUGAAGGGACAGAAGAACAGGAAGUGAAGAAGAAAUACUCCCCCAUACGUGUUCCCUCGCCCGCACCAAGCAAAGCCUCCAAAGAGAAAGUGAAAGAGAAGGUACGAAAGCGCAAAAAGCGAAAGAAAUCCCUCAGCAUUAGCUCCAGUAACAGCAGCUCCAGUUCCUCCUCCAGCAGUAGCAGUAGCAGUAGCAGUGAAGAUGAGGAGAUUGCAAGGAAAAAGAGACGAAAGAAGAAGAAGAAGAAGCGAAUGGUGAACAGUGACUCGAGUGAUGCAGAACUGAAGAGCAAACACAAGAAGAGGAAAAAGGAGAAAGAGAAGAAAAAGAAGAAGAAGAAAGAGAAAAGAAAGAAAGCAGAUAAACAAAAGUGAGGAAGGAGUACUAAGGCAGAGGUGAAUGGUGAAGUGAUGCCAAGCCAAGGAGCAAACACAUCAAGAGGAAGGAAAGAGAAGAGGAAGAAGAAAAAGAGAAAAGUUGAAUUAACAAAGAUGACAACCCUCAAAUGCCAAAGCAUUGUUGUCUUCAAUAUUUUCAUAAUUAAUUUUUAUGUUGUAGAUAAACAUAAUGAUGUAUAUUUUUAAAGAGAAGGAGAAAUUUUAAGUAACAUUUAUGAAACUGAGUUUGUUCUUCUGUAUGAUGUGGAAUAGAUUUGUCUGCUAAAAGACCAAAUUUUUUUUUUUAGCCUUUACUUCUAUUCUAUUUAUAGUUAUAACAUCAUCAGGGAUUGUACUCAUUGACAAGUAACCAAAGGGCACACAAAGUACACUUCAAGAUCCAUUGUGAAGGUCAAUAAAGUGAAUGUGAAUUUCAUUAAA